AUGACGAAAGUGCCUUUUACCGAUAAAACUGAAAGUUUUGCACGUAAGGGAAUUAAAUGUAUUGAAAAACAUGUGACAUAUUCAUUAUUAUGUAUGGAAUCAAUUAGCAAAAUUGAGCACGAUCGUGAAAAUAUAACGAUAAUUAACGCAAAAAAUAAUGAACUAGUUAACAGAGAUCCAGGCAAUUAUAAAUCAGGUCACAUAUUGACAGAAGAAGAAUUAAGAUAUCUUGUACCUGUUGAUCCAUCGCAGUCUAUUCUAUAA
This is a messenger RNA of Didymodactylos carnosus, 264 nucleotides long. Lineage: Eukaryota; Metazoa; Rotifera; Eurotatoria; Philodinida; Philodinidae. The record is from the annotation of a GenBank genome assembly.